This is a messenger RNA of Racocetra persica, 413 nucleotides long. The record is from the annotation of a GenBank genome assembly. NCBI's taxonomy places the organism in Eukaryota, Fungi, Glomeromycota, Glomeromycetes, Diversisporales, Gigasporaceae.
AUAAUUUAGAAGAAUCUAAAAAAGUUCACCUUAUUACUGAAAAAAUAAUAACACUUCAAGAAAAAUUAGUAAAAAUAAAUAUAAAACCCAACUAUUAUUCAGAAAAUGAACAAAUUAGAAAAAAAUUACAACAGCUAGAAAAAACACUUUUAAAAGAACUAGAAUACAUAUUUUAUAAUAUAAUACCAGAAAAAUUAGCAAAACAAAAGCUAUCAGGACCAAACAAAAUAUAUAACUGGAUAACAGUAAACAACUACGAAUAUCAAAGAUACUAUAAUCAAUUACUAGCUCAUAGUACUACUGACUAUAACUCAGAAGAAAACCAUAGACAACAUACAUUCGACCUUAUAGAUCAGUAUACAAAAAAUGGAAAAACUACUAACAAUCAAAUUAUCACAAGUUGUGAUAUUUAG